Molecule: messenger RNA, 468 nt
Organism: Solanum tuberosum (potato)
Lineage: Eukaryota; Viridiplantae; Streptophyta; Magnoliopsida; Solanales; Solanaceae
Exons: 2
Coding region: 1-468 (155 amino acids)
Molecular function (GO): nucleic acid binding
Source: RefSeq, a predicted model, not a curated record
AUGAGUUCACCUUGGCCGUUUGUAGCUUGGGGCAUGGAUGUCAUUGGUCCAAUAGAGCCAGCCGCUUCUAACAGACACAGAUUCAUUUUGGUAGCCAUUGACCAAUUUACCAAGUGGGUAGAAGAAGCUUCGUAUAAAUCGGUGACCAAGAAAGUAGUAGCUGCUUUCGUUCGCAAUAAUUUGAUAUAUUACUCACUGGAACUCAACCACCUACCGUCCCCAAAUAAUGGGGCCGUAGAAGCCGCCAACAAGAACAUCAAGAAGAUUUUGAGGAAAAUGAUUGACAAUCACCGAGGUUGGCAUGAGAUGUUGCCAUAUGCUUUGUUGGGUUACAGAAAAACUGUCAGAACAUCAAUUAGGGCAACUCCGUAUUUGUUAGUAUAUGGAACAGAAGCAGAUAUACCUGCCGAGGUUGAGAUACCUUCAUUGAGGAUAAUCCAAGAAGAUGAAUUGAGUGAUGCCGAUUGA